GCAGUGCAGCCUAAACAGCAGUGGUAACUCCCAAAAGCGCUUAUAAGUUCUCCUUGUCUGCGAAAGCCAAAGCCAUGGCUGCGACAGUGGGUUGUAUGAGGUAUCUGUUGGUGGGUGCCACAACUCCUCUCAGAAGAAGCACUUCUCUCCCUUCCUCUUCCUCUUUCUCUUCCUGGACAUGGAAACCCAAUCCCAUUUCGUUCCCAAUCCAAAACCAUGCCUUUCGCUCUCCAGAGAAAUUCUUCACUCCUCUGGCCGCCGCCUCGCCUUUCGACCUCUCCCCUCCCCCCAUCGAUCUCGACCUCCUUGAUUUAUGGCUUGGCUCCUUGCAGGAUACUGUGACAGAAGCAGGGGCAGAGGUUUCAGAAGCUGGGAUUAUUGAAACCUUUGAUAAUGAUGAUGAAGCAUUAGAUGCAGUUGACAAUGGGGUGGUGGUUGUGGACCUUUCUCAUUUUGGUCGGAUACGAGUCAGUGGAGACGACCGUAUUCAGUUCCUUCACAACCAAAGUACUGCAAAUUUCGAAUGUCUUCAGGAAGGACAGGGAUGUGAUACUGUCUUUGUUACACCAACAGCCAGAACAAUAGAUGUUGCACAUGCGUGGAUUAUGAAAAAUGCAGUCACAUUGGUGGUCUCCCCAGUGACCUGUGGAAGCAUAAUUGAAAUGCUUACAAAGUACAUAUUUUUUGCCGACAAGGUAGAAAUUCAAGACAUCACCAAGAAAACAUCCUUCUUUGUUUUAGUGGGACCAAAAAGCCACCAAGUUAUGGAGGAUUUAAAUCUUGGUGCUCUUGUUGGAAAGCCAUAUGGCACCCAUCAACAUUUUAUGGUGAAUGGGAUGCCGAUAACUGUAGGAGUGGGAAAUGCCAUCUCUGAAGAUGGAUUUUCAUUUAUGAUGUCACCAGCUAUUGCCGGAUCUGUCUGGAAAGCUCUUCUAAGUCAAGGUGCUAUCCCCAUGGGUUCUAAUGCUUGGGAAAAACUAAGGAUUUUUCAAGGAAGACCAGCUCCUGGAAAAGAGCUUACCAAUGAAUUCAAUGUCCUGGAGGCUGGUCUCUGGAACUCAAUUUCCCUUAACAAAGGGUGUUACAAGGGACAAGAGACCAUCUCUAGACUCAUAACAUAUGAUGGUGUCAAGCAGAGACUUUGGGGAAUAAGCCUUUCAGGACCAGCAGAACCAGGCAGCCCUAUUACAGCCGACGGGAAAAAGGUGGGGAAGCUAACUAGCUAUGCAUGUGGAAGAACAGAAUCUGAACAUUUUGGAUUAGGCUAUAUCAAGAGGCAAGCUGCUUCAAAUGGCAACACUGUGAUUGUUGGAGAUAACAUUGCUGGCACAGUGGUGGAAGUUCCUUUUCUUGCUUGGCAAUCACCACCAUCAAAAAGCUCGGGUCCUUAACUUUCUACGGCCAUGCAGAUAAUUUCAAACCACUUCAUAACUCUUCAACAACAGGAGGAAUGACUUACGUAAUGGUGUUCUUGCAACCAUUAUUGAAGAUGAACCUCCCACCAAAAAGAAAGAUUAUAAUCCCCUUCAAAAGACAGAAGCUGGUCUCUGCUUGUUAAAGAAUGUUGUAUCAAAUGCAGGCCAGAACAGGGUAGUUUUAUUUGGAUAUAGCAUAAUAUUGUUGUAAAUCAUCCUCAUCCUUUCUUAGAGUGCAUGGGUUUUUUAUAAUCUGAUUGCAAUCAAAGUCUGUUCAUAGUGAGUGUUGCAAAGCUUAAUGAAAUUAUUAUCUUGGCCAAAUUGGAGCCAAAAUCA
Vitis vinifera (wine grape) is the source of this 1751-nucleotide messenger RNA. RefSeq names its product putative transferase At1g60990, chloroplastic. Gene Ontology annotation, cellular component: mitochondrion. Gene Ontology annotation, biological process: glycine decarboxylation via glycine cleavage system. Gene Ontology annotation, molecular function: aminomethyltransferase activity; protein binding. The record is from RefSeq and is a predicted model, not a curated record. The coding region runs from base 75 to 1391 and encodes 438 amino acids. NCBI's taxonomy places the organism in Eukaryota, Viridiplantae, Streptophyta, Magnoliopsida, Vitales, Vitaceae. The transcript has 12 exons.